Diabrotica balteata is the source of this 892-nucleotide messenger RNA. Lineage: Eukaryota; Metazoa; Arthropoda; Insecta; Coleoptera; Chrysomelidae. The record is from the annotation of a GenBank genome assembly.
AAGGAUUGUAAACUACAUUAUAAGCAGCGCUUUGAACAGUCGUUUAUUUACUUUACUUUGCGAGGAUCUCGAUUCUGAUCACAAAGUUCUUCUGUUCCAUACAGAAGUACGCUGACUAUCCAAAGGCAACAUGUUGGCUCGCCUUUAUGAAUUGAAAGAAGAAGUAAUUCUUUUUCUCGAGAAAGAAAAACACGAUUUCUUCACAAUGUUCAAAGAUGAUACAUUUCAAUGGAGGUUGGCUUAUUUGGCUGACAUAUUCGAUGCCUUGAAUGAACUAAACUUAAAACUUCAGGGCAGUAACGGCACUAUAAUAAGCAAUUAUGAUUAUAUUCAAGGGUUCAUAUCAAAGCUUCAACUUUGGAAUCAAAAAAUCUCUUCUGAAAAUGUUAUGUCUUUUUCUCGGCUAUUCGAAGCAAUUAAAAAUAAUAUACUUGACGCAAAUUUGAAAGCUGACAUAAAAACUCAUUUGCAAGCGCUGAAAGACGAAUUUCGCCGAUACUAUGGAGACAUCAAUUCAGAGUCACCAAUAUGGCGUAGGACAAGAAAUCCAUUUGUUCUUGAUGUGUUCCAAUUACCAAAAGAAAUUCAGGAAGAAUUUCUAGAUAUGAUGGCUGACUCGUCCAUGAAAGAUGACUUCCAUCUCUUGACAUUGGAGAAAUUUUGGAUUAAAAGAUUUCCUGUUAAUUCGAAGGUUGCCUCUCUUGCUUUACGAAUACUAGUUCCUUUUUCUUCAACUUACUUAUGUGAGACAGGCUUUUCUGCUCUAGUUUUAAUUAAAACUAAACAGCGAAAUUGUCUUGAUGUCGAUAGCGACCUGAUGAUAGCUCUGGCAAAAACAGAUCCUAGAAUCAACCAAAUAGUACAGAAUAUGCAAUCUCAAGUGUCUCAUUAA